This is a messenger RNA of Gadus chalcogrammus (walleye pollock), 5092 nucleotides long. It is a transcript of the gene slit1b, whose product is annotated as slit homolog 1b (Drosophila). Lineage: Eukaryota; Metazoa; Chordata; Actinopteri; Gadiformes; Gadidae. Bases 1 to 5055 code for a protein of 1684 amino acids. Gene Ontology annotation, biological process: axon guidance; negative chemotaxis. Gene Ontology annotation, molecular function: Roundabout binding; calcium ion binding; heparin binding. The record is from RefSeq and is a predicted model, not a curated record. The transcript has 39 exons.
AUGACUUUGUGUACUUGGCACAUUGUUACUACUAAUAUAGGAAAGCUGGCACAAGCUCAGAUCCAUUUGAAUUUCAAGCUCACGGGGGGUCCUAGGCAGGCUCAGCAGGGUGUCGGUGCUAGCGAGGUACCCUGGUACUCGCUGGUAGUGGAACUAGUGGAGGACGUGGUGGUGUUUGGGGUUCAGGGGAGACACAGAGUGGACCAUCCCAGGAGAGGAGAGCUGAGCGGAGGCAUGAACGCCAGAAGAGUCGCUCCCGGGGGGUUGGCUGAGUCCGGACCUCCGCCUGGGUCUGUGAGGAAGAGCCGGAUAGGAGGAAGAGGAGGAGGAGGAGGAGAAGGAGUAUUGCGGACUGAGAAGAUGCUGGUGCUGGAGCUGCUUCUGCUGCUGGUGGUGGGGGUCCCGUCGGGGGGGCGAGGUGCAGAGGCCUGCCCGGCCCCCUGCAGCUGUGACGGGGCCACGGUGGACUGUCACGCCCUGGGUCUCCAGGCCGUCCCCAAGAACAUCCCCAGAGGAACCGAGAGACUAGAUCUGAAUGGAAACAACCUGACAGUCAUCACCAAGACCGACCUGUCUGGACUCAAACAUCUGCGCGUGCUUCACCUGAUGGAGAACCAGAUCAGUAAUGUCGAAAGAGGAGCCUUUGAUGACCUGAAAGAGCUGGAGAGACUACGCCUCAACAGGAACCGUCUGAGCCAGCUGCCGGAGCUCCUCUUUCAGAAGAACGAGCUUCUCUCCCGGCUAGACCUCAGUGAUAACAGCAUCCAGGCUGUUCCCAGGAGGGCUUUCAGGGGAUCCACAGACCUGAAGAACCUCCAGCUGGAUAAGAACCAGAUCGUGUGCAUAGAGGAGGGAGCCUUCCGGGCCCUGCGUUCCCUGGAGGUCCUGACAUUGAACAACAACAACAUCAGCAGCAUCCCUGUCUCCAGUUUCAACCACAUGCCCAAACUGAGAACCUUCCGUCUCCACUCCAACACACUGAGGUGUGACUGCCACCUGGCCUGGCUGGCCCCCUGGCUGAGGCAGCGGCCCUCCCUGGGUCUCUACACGCAGUGCACUUCCCCUCCCAACCUGCGGGGGCUCAACCUCGCCGAGCUCAACAAGAAAGACCUGGCCUGCACAGGUCACAGCGGCAGUGCGUUCGUCCAGCCAUGCAGUUUAGCGUCUGGCUCCUGUCCUCCCAUGUGCUCCUGCAGCAACAACAUUGUGGACUGCCGGGGGCGGGGCCUAACCGCUAUCCCCGCCCACCUCCCCGAGGCCAUGACAGAGAUUCGUCUGGAACAGAAUGGCAUCAAGUCUGUCCCGCCCGGAGCCUUCAGCUCCUACAAGAAACUAAGGAGGAUAGACCUGAGUAAUAACCAGAUAUCCGAGAUCGCUCCCGAUGCAUUUCAUGGCCUUCGAGUGCUCAACUCACUCGUGCUUUAUGGGAACAAGAUCACAGAACUUCCCCAGGGGGUAUUUGAUGGUCUUGCAUCUCUGGAGUUGCUGCUUCUCAACGCCAACAAGAUCCACUGCGUCCGCUCCGGGGCCUUCAAGGACCUGGAGAACCUAGCCCUGCUGUCGCUGUACGACAACAAGAUCCAGAGCCUGGCCAAGGGCACCUUCAGCACCCUGCGCAACAUCCAGACGCUCCACCUGGCCCAGAACCCCUUUGUGUGUGACUGCAGCCUGCGCUGGCUGGCCGACUUCCUGCGCGCCAACCCCGUGGAGACCAGCGGGGCGCGCUGCGCCAGCCCCCAGCGCCUCGCCAACAAACGCAUCAGCCAGAUCAAGAGCAAGAAGUUCCGCUGCUCCGCCAAAGAGCAGUACCUCAUCCCAGGUACAGAGGACAGGCGUCUGAACUUCGAGUGUAACAGCCGACCGCUUUGUCCCGCUAAGUGCCGCUGCGAGGCUAACGUGGUCGACUGCUCCAACCUGAGACUCACCAAGUUCCCCCAACACCUCCCUCCAUCCACUGAGGAGCUGCGACUGAACAACAACGACCUGUCAGUGCUGGAGGCCACCGGAGUCUUCAAGGGCCUCUCGCACAUCAAGAAAAUAAACCUGAGCAACAACAAGAUCUCUGAGAUUGAGGACGGGGUGUUCGAGGGGGCGGAGUCUGUGGUGGAGCUCCACCUCACAGCCAAUCACCUGCAGUCUGUCCGGGGCACCAUGUUCCGCGGCAUGGAGGGACUACGCAUGCUCAUGCUGAGGAACAACAAGAUCAGCUGCCUCCACAACGGCAGCUUCACAGGGCUCAGCAACGUGAGGCUGCUGUCCCUCUACGACAACCAGCUGAAGACCGUCCUGCCUGGAGCCUUCCACACCCUGCCCCACCUCUCCACCCUAAACUUGCUGGCCAAUCCCUUUAGCUGUGACUGCCGUCUUUCCUGGCUGGGGGUGUGGCUUCGCAACCGGCGAAUCGUAACUGGGAACCCCCGCUGUCAGAGCCCCGACUUCCUCCGGGAGAUCCCCCUACAGGACGUAGCAGAGCAGGACUUCCGCUGUGAGGAAGGCUCCAUGGGGCUGGAGGAGGGGGGCUGCCUGCUGGAGCCGUCCUGCCCGGCCCAGUGCACCUGUGUGGACACGGUGGUGCGCUGUAGCAACAAACACCUGGAGGUCCUGCCCAGGGGGCUUCCUCGCAACCUGACCGAGCUGUAUCUGGAUGGUAACCAGCUGACCAGUGUUCCCAAGGAGCUGGCCUCUUUCAAGUUCCUCCAGCUGGUAGAUCUGAGUAACAACAAAAUCAGCUCCCUGGCAGAUGACGCCUUCUACAACAUGAGCCAGCUGACGACACUAAUCCUGAGCUACAACUCCCUGCGUUGUAUUCCUCCUCUGGCAUUGGGGGGCCUACGCUCUCUCCGUCUGCUCUCGCUCCAUGGCAACGACAUCUCUGAGCUCCACGAGGACAUCUUCACCGACGUCUCCUCUCUCUCGCACCUGGCGAUCGGGGCCAACCCGCUGUUCUGUGACUGCAGGCUGCGCUGGCUGUCCUCCUGGGUGAAGAGUGGCUACAAGGAGCCCGGCAUUGCCCGCUGUGGGGGCCCUCCCGGCAUGGAGGGGAAAUUACUGCUCACCACGCCUGGGGAGAGCUUCCAGUGUCUUGGUCCGGUGGAGACAUCGACACGCUCCAAGUGCAGCCCGUGUGCAUCGUCCCCGUGUCAGAACCGGGCCUUGUGCCAGCCCCAUCCCACCGAGAUGUACACCUGUUCCUGUACACCUGGCUUUACGGGGAAGUAUUGUGAGACGUCUACGGAUGUGUGUGCCAGUAACCCCUGCAGCAAUGGAGGAACCUGUCUCCCUGACCAACACAACACAGGCUUCAGCUGUGUGUGUCCAUACGGUUUUGAGGGGUCGCUCUGCCAGGUGAACGUGGAUGACUGCCAGGACCAUGGCUGUGAGAACAGCGCCACCUGUGUGGAUGGAGUGGGGAACUACACCUGCCUUUGUCCUCGCUUUUACAUAGGUGUGCUGUGUGAGGAGGAGGAGGGUGUUUGUUCAGCAGGUAGAAACCCCUGUCAGCACCAGGGCACCUGUCUUACCACCUCCACUGGGGCCAGGUGCCUGUGUAUCCCAGGCUGGGUGGGGGGUGACUGCAGUAUCGACUACAACGAGUGUGUGGACCACCGCUGUGAGAACGGAGCGCAGUGUGAAGACCACCUGGACGGUUACACCUGCGUCUGUCUGCCAGGAUUCAAGGGUGAGAGGUGUGAAGUGUCCUCCCCCCCUCCCUCCCCCUGCCAGCUGGCUGUCUGUCAGAACGGCGCCCCCUGCAGGGAUCAGGGGGGCGUGGCCGUGUGCCAGUGCCCGUCAGGCUUCCAGGGCCAGCGCUGCGAGCGAUUGGUCAGCCUAAAUUUUCUGGACCCGGACUCCUACGUCCAGCUGGGGGAUAUCAGGGACUGGCCCCAAGCCAACAUCACCCUACAGGUGUCCACAUCGGAGGAGAAUGGCAUCCUGCUCUACAACCAAGAUGAGCCCAUCGCCAUGGAGAUCCACCAAGGUCACGUCAGGGUCACCUACAACCCUGGGAACCAACCAGCUACUGCUAUCCACAGCGUGGAGACCGUGAACGACGGGCGGUUCCACACGGUGGAGCUGAUGACCUUUGACCGGAUGGUGAACCUGACUGUGGACGGAGGAGAGCCCACCACCCUGGACAGCCUAGGGCGUGUGCCACGCAGCGGAGAGGGCCCCCUGUAUGUGGGAGGCAUGCCUGACGAGACGGUCCCCUCGGCCCCCAGCCGCCCCCCCCAGCUGCUGAACGGCUCCAGCUUCCAGGGCUGUAUCAGGAACCUGUACAUCAACCAGGAGCUGCAGGACUUCACGCGCGGUCGCAUGCGCCCUGGCGUGGUUCCCGGCUGCCACGCCUGCCGCAAGCUGCUCUGCCUGCACGGCUUCUGUCAGCCACACGGCGCACAGGGUCCUGAAUGCUACUGCCAGCCGGGAUGGGCGGGACAACACUGCGACCAGCCAAUAGCAGGAGGCCUGGCAUUGGUUGCUGUGACCUCUUCGACAGAGGCCGACCCUUGUCAAGACAACAAAUGUGUGAGGGGCGUGUGCGUCCCCCUCGACGGCUACACCUACCGCUGUGAUCACCAGCAGGGGGAGGCACCAGCGCUGGCAGGAGGAGGAGGAGGAGCACUUUGGGGAGGUGCAGCGGUAGGAAGAGCAGCAGCUGACGGGGGCUGGUGCCAGGGGUUGCGAUGUCAUCGCGGCCAGUGCCAGCAGACUGAGGACGGGGUUCACUGUGUCUGUGACCCAGGAUACACCGGGGAGCACUGUGAUGUUGAGUCGUCAUGCCAGGGCGAGGUGGUGAGGGACUUCCACCGGCUGCAGCGUGGCCAGUCCCGCUGCCAGACCUCCAAGACCUACUCCUGGGUGGAGUGUCGGGGUCGCUGCGGGCGGACGCCAGGCGGCCGGAAACGCCAGACCAUCACCGCUCCACCCACUCCUUCCUCCUGCUGCGCCCCCCUCAGAAUGAGGCGCCGGCGGCUGACCUUCGAGUGCGACGACGGGACGUCCUGGACGCAAGACGUGGAGAAGCCCGUCGAGUGCGGCUGCAAGGAAUGCGUGUAGUGUCCCACUCGACUCCUCCCCCUCACCACCACCAUCA